AUGUUUGAAAGAAGUUUCUACAAUUUGCACUUACGAGAAAACAACAUUCCAGGGCUGCUCAUUGGAUCAGUCCAUGCCGCGGAUGUGGACACAGAAGAGAAUGCCAAAGUAACCUACUCUCUUUUGUUUGGAAAGAUCAGGGAAAAGCCUGCAUCAUCUUACAUCUCCAUCAACUCUGAAACUGGGAACUUGUAUGCCAUUCGAUCUGUGGAUUACGAGGAUAUACAGGAUUUCCAGGUGAUGGUGAGAGCCAUAGACAAGGGCUCCCCUCCACUGAGCUCAGAAAUAAUGGUGCGAGUUCUCAUCACGGAUGAAAAUGACAAUGUCCCCUUCAUCCUCUGCCCCCUUCAGAACAGCACUUCUCCAUCAAAUGAUCUGGUUCCCCGGGGAGCAGAGACAGGCUACUUAGUCACCAAAGUGGUGGCAGUGGACAGAGAUUCAGGGCAGAAUUCUUGGCUUUCCUAUCAACUGCUGAAGGCCACAGAUCCAAGUCUCUUUGCUGUUGGGAGUCAGAAUGGAGAGGUAAAAACCAUGAGGCCAAUGAACACCCGAGACAGUUUCAAACACACUCUUAUUGUGGUAGUUAGGGAUAAUGGGCAUCCUCCUCAGUCUGCCUCUGCGACCCUAAGAAUUCUUCUAGUGGACGGCUUCUCCGAUCCUUACAUGAAAAUUAUGGAUAAUCCUAUGGGUGAAAUCCUGCAGGAAGGAGAUCAUACUCUAACAAUGUAUUUGAUUAUCUGCUUGGUUGCCAUCUCAUCCAUUUUUCUGCUUUCUGUCAUGGUGUUUAUUGCAACCAAAUUUCAGAAGCGAAGGAAGUUCAUAGGAAGUUCUGCAUCAAAUUUCCCUGGUGGACCAAAUUUGCAAGACAAUUGUGUGGAUCCUAAUUCUGGGACAUCUUCCCAGGCCUACAGCUAUGAAGUGUGCUUAGCUGAUGGGUCUCUAAGCAGUGAGUUCAAGUUCCUUAGGCCUUUCUUUCCUGUUUUUACUAUGGAGCAUCAUAGAACUGUGCUGAAUCCACACACUGGAAAUGAGUGCUGUGAUGUUCCUAAUCAACUGGAGGAAAGAGAGCAUAUAUCCCAG
Pseudonaja textilis is the source of this 1080-nucleotide messenger RNA. Its product is annotated as protocadherin beta-16-like. Lineage: Eukaryota; Metazoa; Chordata; Lepidosauria; Squamata; Elapidae. Gene Ontology annotation, cellular component: plasma membrane. Gene Ontology annotation, biological process: homophilic cell-cell adhesion. The record is from RefSeq and is a predicted model, not a curated record. Gene Ontology annotation, molecular function: calcium ion binding.